AUGACCGGGACCGAGCUUCGUGGGGUGGAAGAGGAUGAGCUCCGUUCGUCAACGGGAUUGUCAGCUCGGAUAUGCUCGAGUGCAACAAGAAGGUUGAUGGAUGGUGAAUGCGAGAGUUGGACGACAUCUCAGAUCUGUGCGUCACGACAGACACACUCGAGACUGAGCACCUUGCACUCACACUGCUGCUCUGCUACUCUUUUCGCCGCUGUCACAAUUCGCCAAAUUGCGCGUUCUUCGGAUCGCGGAAUUGGCAGUAUUUGGUGUCGGUCUGUUACGUCGCUCACAAGUUUGCAGCUCCACAUUUCACUGCAACUGAGCCUACUUCUUCUCUUCUUCUUCUUCUUCUUCUCCACCUCCUCCUCCCCACCAUCUUCGCACACGAUCCAUCCACACACGCCGCCAAUCAUGUCGGCCUCGGCAUCCGGUAGCAAUGCCGUCCCGCCUGGAAAACUCUCUCGUUCCGAGUUCCGUCGUCAAAAGGACCUCGAGGAAGAUCGUAAAGCCGGUCGUGCACCCGCCGAGCUCGACGAGGAUGGCAACAUCAUCAACCCACACGUUCCCUCGUACAUGGCUCAAGCACCAUGGUACAUGGACACUGGUUCGCGCUCGCUCAAGCAUCAAAAGAAGCCAGUCGAUCCAUACGCCGUCAAAGCCGGUAUCAACGAUUGGUAUCAGCGUGGCGCUUCUUCCUCUUCUUCAACGCAGGAUGCCGCCGUGCCCAAGAAGUUCCGCAAAGGUGCAUGCGAGAACUGCGGUUCCAUGUCGCACAAGACAAAGGACUGCCUGGAGAGACCGCGCAAGAAAGGUGCAAAGAAGCUAGGCAAGACCUUGGCUGGAGACCACAUGUUGCAAGAAGUGCAAGGGUUGGAUUAUGCAGCCAAACGAGAUCGGUGGAAUGGAUACGAUCCUGCUGAACACAAAAAGGUCGUCGAGGAAUUCGAAGCCAUUGAACAGGAACGUAGACGACUCAAAGAGGAGCAGAUCGACAACCAAACUUCGUCAGAUUUGAAGCACGCCAAGCGUCUUGCGCAGAAGCAAACCAAAUCCAAAGCAAAUGGCGAUGCCGACGAUCUCGAUUUCAGCUCGUCUGAUUCAGACGAUAGCGACGACGAAAAGUACGCAGACAAAGCGGAUGCAGUCGGACAAAAGGUCGACACCGACAAACGCAUGACCAUCCGCAACCUCCGCAUUCGCGAAGACCGUGCCAAGUACCUCUACAAUCUCGACGUCAAUUCGGCCUACUACGAUCCCAAGACGCGAACCAUGCGAGAAGCACCCAACCCCAACAUCCGUCCCGAAGACGCCGAAUACGCUGGCGACAACUUCGCCCGCGCCCAAGGCUCCGAAUCAGGAGCACUCGCCAACCUCCAGCUCUUCAGCUGGCAAGCGGAAGCCAGAGGAAACGACCUCAACCUACAAGCCAACCCCACCGCCAACGAACGUCAGUAUCGAGAGUUCCAACAACGCAAGGAGAAGCUUCGCGAUGAAACCAAGGGAAGCAUAUUGGAAAAGUACGGCGGAGCAGAACACUUUGAUUCGUUGCCGAGGGAGUUGUUGACCGGUCAAACGGAACAGUACGUCGAGUACAACCAGGCAGGCAAGGUUGUCAAAGGCUUGGAAAAGGUUACGCCGAAGAGCAAGUGGGAGGAAGGCGUGAUGGAGAACAACCAUACAGAGGUUUGGGGGAGCUGGUACGAUGUUGAGGUUGGUGGAUGGGGGUAUGCGUGUUGCAGGUCGAUGGUUUGGAAUAGUUAUUGUACAGGAGAGGCUGGGAUCGAGGCUAGCAAGGCGACGUUUUUGCCGAGCGAGAAGGUCAACAAGGAGGUCAAGCUAAAAGAGAAGGACGAAGAGCGAGGUAGUCACCGCAGGAAACGAGGUCGAUCAAUAUCUGUCUCUUCCGCCUCGACUUCGCGAUCUCGAUCCAUCACACCUUCCGACCACUCCACCUCGUCCCCCUCGUCUCACCAUCGCAACCACCGUCAACGACGACAUCGCCAUCACCAAUCCUCUAAAUCCCGUCGUUCCCCUUCCCCCUCACAUCCAUCCGGCUACACAUCACGCAAGAACCUCGGCUCCGGAGACGUCACCUCCCGUCUCGACCAACAAAAGCUUUCAGCUGCCAUCCUGGAAGAACGCGCAAAGCACGAUCCCGUCCUCGCCGCCAAACUGGCAAAGGAGAAACAGCAGCGCUACGACGCUCUACCCGACUGGCUCAAAGACGCCGAAGCCAUCAACGCUAAAUCCAAACACCACCCCGGUACUGCAGAUCACGCUGCAGAGGAUAUCACAGAGGAACAGCUCGAAGCCUACAGACUCGUCAACAGAGGUAACGCUACCGGCGUCAGCGAGGAUCCUAUGGCCAACUAUAGGGAUCAAGAGGAUGUGUAG
Pseudozyma hubeiensis SY62 is the source of this 2391-nucleotide messenger RNA. RefSeq names its product pre-mRNA-splicing factor. Bases 1 to 2391 code for a protein of 796 amino acids. The record is from RefSeq and is a predicted model, not a curated record. Gene Ontology annotation, molecular function: pre-mRNA 3'-splice site binding. Lineage: Eukaryota; Fungi; Basidiomycota; Ustilaginomycetes; Ustilaginales; Ustilaginaceae. The transcript has a single exon. Gene Ontology annotation, biological process: mRNA splicing, via spliceosome. Gene Ontology annotation, cellular component: spliceosomal complex.